This is a messenger RNA of Bipolaris zeicola 26-R-13, 483 nucleotides long. RefSeq lists its product as uncharacterized. Gene Ontology annotation, biological process: translation. Lineage: Eukaryota; Fungi; Ascomycota; Dothideomycetes; Pleosporales; Pleosporaceae. The transcript is spliced from 3 exons. The record is from RefSeq and is a predicted model, not a curated record. Bases 1 to 483 code for a protein of 160 amino acids. Gene Ontology annotation, molecular function: structural constituent of ribosome. Gene Ontology annotation, cellular component: cytosolic large ribosomal subunit; ribosome.
AUGGGUCACGCAGCCGGUCUUCGCGCGGGUACGCGCUAUGCAUUCUCGAGGGACUUCAAGAAGAAGGGUAUGAUCCCUCUCUCGACCUACCUCAAGCAGUACAAGGUCGGUGAUAUCGUCGAUGUCGUAGCCAACGGUGCGGUCCAGAAGGGUAUGCCCUACAAGGUCUAUCACGGCAAGACUGGUAUCGUCUACAACGUCACCAAGUCAGCGGUCGGUGUCAUCCUCCAGAAGCAGGUCGGCAACCGAUACAUGGAGAAGCGCAUCAACGUCCGCAUCGAGCACGUCCGCCACUCGCGCUCACGAGAGGACUUCCUUAAGCGCGUCAAGCUCAACUUCGCCAAGCAACAGAAGGCCAAGGAGACUGGCGAGCCCCAGCAGAUGAAGCGCCAGCCCGCCAUGCCCCGCGGCGAGCGCGUCGUCAGCCUCAAGGACAACAAGCCAGAGAACAUCACACCCGUACCUUACGAGACCUACAUCUAA